AUUUAUUUAUUUCUAAGAGAAAACACAUCGGUUACACUCGCGAAUGAGGAAGUCCUGUAAUACAACGCAGCUGACCGGUUGCAUCCGCCGGAAACGCGUCACAGUUGCCACAUUUAUUUAGGUCCCGCUCUCUGGUGAAGUGUGCUGCUGCAGCCGGUGAUGACGAGCCGCCUCCCUUUCCACUCACAGCUCUCCUCCAUCAUGGAGACGAUGGCCAGGUCUGUCCUGAGUCAGGUCUGCAAACUGGUGGAUGAAGACUCGACCGAGCUCCGGCUGGAGCUGUCUCGGCUCAUGGCUGCUAAUUCAGCCCUGACUGAGAAAGUAAACACUCUGCAGUGCGAGCUGACAGUUGCCCCCAAGUUGUGUAAAAGUUAUCACAGUGUAGGUGUACAAGCUGCCUGCGACAGGGACGGGGAUGCUCAUGACCUUUCUUCAGUGUCUGGUUCUCCCACCAUAGAGGGGAUCUUUGGAAAAGAUUGGUGUAUGAAUCUGUGGAAAGACAGAGACCCAUACUGCAUGGAGAGUGUCCCAGACUCACCACUCUCAUCUGAGAAAGUUUUGUCCAACCACCAGUCUAAACUCAAAAUACAUUUGCAGCAAAUCACCACCGCAUUUGAGAAGCUGUAUCCAGAGAAGUCUGUAGUGACGCUGUCUGACCAAAUUACUGUGACCGAGAUCAAAGAUGAGGAUUACGUGGAGGAUGCCGCGGGCAGCGGCCACCGGGAAACACUUAAUACAGAAGAACACGAUAAAAGCAUGGCUGAGGAAGCAGAGCAGCUGUCUGUCGAUUUCUCAGCUGAUGGCAGUGCUUGCAGCUUGUCAUGUGAUCAGGACAGAGAAGAAGCUGUGUCUGCAGGUAGUAUUGAAGAACCACCCAUGCAGCUGAUAUCCAUCAAUGACACAGAGGAGGCCUUCAGCACUCAUAUUAUUCCAAUCGAAGAGGAUGAUGAUGAUGAGGAGGAUGACGAUGUACAGUUUGUUGAAGAAAGUCAGCAGGAGCCAACAAUGAAUGCUGCAGGUGGGCCCAGCCACAACAAGCAGCAAACAUUAAUUUCUAACAACUCUGAAAACAGCUCUGCUCUGGAUAAAGAUUCACAUGAUGACUGUAAUACACGUAAUGUUCCAACCACCAGGCAUCCAAACAGAGACAAAUUUACUUGUCGAAUAUGUAGCAGAACAUUCUUCCACAAGGGCACUCUAACACACCACAUGAAGUCGCACAAGUCAAACUUUUGCAAUAUUUGCAAGCAGCAUUUCCCUCACAGGAACAAGUUAAACUCGCACACCUGUGUGCCUCCGGUUCCCGCUCAGAGAGUCAGUAAGUCGUGUGAGCUGUGCGGGAAGACCUUUGCAAACCCAUCGGCUCUGAGGAUUCACUACGUUGUCCACACAGGAGAGAAACCCUACAGAUGCAGCUUGUGUGGGAAAGGGUUCACCCAGAAAGGCAAUCUGAAAUGUCACCUACGCAUCCAUACUGGAGAGAGACCCUUCUCCUGUGUUAGAUGUGGGAAGACAUUCACGCAAAAGGUCAACCUCAAUCAUCAUUUAAUGGCACACAGAAAUCAAGAGUUUGUGAGAGAAAAGCCUAGAGCUACGAGGCAUCUUAAAAACUUAAUGGAUAAAAAAUGUCAGUGACUGACUGUGGUAUAAGGUUAGUAUCUGUCUUAUCUGAAUGCAUCUUCUAGUACAUUAGUGUAAGGACAGUUAAUGUCAUGUUUGUACUCUCUGUAGUAUUGUGCCUAAAAGAUCAGGAGUGUGGAGCAAAAUGUCCUGUUUUUGUCAAGUUGUUUUUUAUUUAAUUAGUGAGUACUUCAGUGUUUGUUCUUUUGGUCUUUCCAAUAAAACAGUCAUGAAUGUUCA
This is a messenger RNA of Larimichthys crocea (large yellow croaker), 1860 nucleotides long. Its product is annotated as zinc finger protein 2. The coding region runs from base 160 to 1635 and encodes 491 amino acids. The transcript has 6 exons. Gene Ontology annotation, molecular function: DNA-binding transcription factor activity; RNA polymerase II cis-regulatory region sequence-specific DNA binding. The record is from RefSeq and is a predicted model, not a curated record. NCBI's taxonomy places the organism in Eukaryota, Metazoa, Chordata, Actinopteri, Sciaenidae. Gene Ontology annotation, biological process: regulation of transcription by RNA polymerase II.